Messenger RNA from Ceratotherium simum simum (southern white rhinoceros), 3497 nucleotides. RefSeq names its product FAD dependent oxidoreductase domain containing 2 (gene FOXRED2). Gene Ontology annotation, molecular function: flavin adenine dinucleotide binding; monooxygenase activity. Gene Ontology annotation, biological process: ERAD pathway. Gene Ontology annotation, cellular component: endoplasmic reticulum lumen. Lineage: Eukaryota; Metazoa; Chordata; Mammalia; Perissodactyla; Rhinocerotidae. The record is from RefSeq and is a predicted model, not a curated record.
UGAGGCCCUAGAGGAGUUCGGGAUUCCUGGUGGGAGCCCCAGAUCCGAGCUUGAAACGAUGGAGUCGGGGCAAAUGAGCCCAGAGGUUCUUGGAUGCUGAUUCUGGCUGCGCCCCAAGUCGCAGUGAGCGCUCAGGCAAGCCCCUGCCUCUUUCUGGGCCCCAUUCCUCACGCAUCUCCCCGGGCCUCGAGGGGAUCCUCUGUGGUCCAAGGCCUCACCCCUCUGGUCUGCCGCAGGAUGGGCCUCUCUGCCGCGGCCCCGCUGUGGGGCCCCCCGGGGCUGCUCCUGACCAUCGCCCUGCACCCGGCUCUCUCCUUGCGCCCCGCCAAGGCCUCAGCACCCCCGCACCGGGACUACUGCGUCCUGGGCGCCGGGCCCGCGGGCCUGCAGAUGGCCUACUUCCUGCAGCGGGCCGGGAGGGACUACGUGGUGUUCGAACGCGCCCCGGGGCCCGGCAGCUUCUUCACGCGCUACCCCCGGCACCGCAAGCUCAUCAGCAUCAACAAGCGGUACACGGGCAAGGUCAACGCUGAGUUCAACCUCCGCCACGACUGGAACUCACUGCUCAGCCACGACCCCCGGCUGCUCUUCAGACACUACUCCCACGCCUACUUCCCCGAUGCCGGCGACAUGGUGCGCUACCUGCGCGACUUCGCCGACAGGCUGCAGCUCCACGUGCUGUACAACACGACCAUUGCCCACGUCACUCUGCUCAAGGACCGGCAGGCCUGGAAUGGCCAUUACUUCAUCCUGACCGACCAGAAGGACCUGGCGUACCAGUGCAGCGUCCUUCUUGUAGCCACCGGUUUGUCAGUCCCCAACCAGGUCGACUUCCCUGGCUCCGAAUAUGCGGAGGGUUACGAGUCUGUGUCCGUGGACCCCAAGGACUUUGUGGGUCAGAAUGUGCUGAUCCUGGGCCGUGGGAACUCAGCCUUUGAGACGGCAGAGAACAUCUUGGGUGUCACCAACUUUAUCCACAUGCUGAGCCGCUCCCGGGUCCGGCUCUCCUGGGCCACCCACUACGUUGGAGACCUAAGGGCCAUCAACAAUGGCCUGCUGGACACCUACCAGCUGAAGUCCCUGGACGGGUUGCUCGAGUCUGACCUGACAAAUCUGGCCAUCGUGAAGGACCGUGAAGGCAGGUUCCACGUCACCCUGAAGUUCUUCCUGGAGGAAGCCAACCAGAGUGCCGACGCCAUCACCCUCCCCCAGGACGACAAUGACAACUUUGCCAUGCGCGAGGCCUACGACCGGGUCAUCCGCUGCCUGGGCUGGAACUUCGACUUCUCCAUUUUCAACAAGUCUCUCAGACUCUCUUCGGGGGGUGAGUUCAGCAAGAAGUACCCACUGGUCAGAGCCAGCUAUGAGUCCAAAGGAAGCCGGGGCCUCUUUGUCCUGGGCACUGCCAGCCACUCCGUGGAUUACCGCAAAUCUGCAGGGGGCUUCAUCCAUGGAUUCCGGUACACAGUGCGUGCUGUUCACCGGCUCCUGGAGCAUCGUCACCACGGCAUCACCUGGCCCGCCACCGAGCACCCCAUCACACAGCUGACCAGCUCUAUCGUCCGGCGCGUGAACGAGGCUUCCGGGCUUUACCAGAUGUUCAGUGUGCUGGCCGAUGUCGUCCUGUUGAAGGAGAACGCCGCAGCAUUUGAGUACCUGGAGGAGUUCCCCAUGCAGAUGCUGGCCCAGCUGGAGACGAUCACAGGGAGGAACGCCAGGCACGGGCUCUUCGUCAUCAACAUGGAGUACGGCAGAAAUUUCUCUGGACCCGACAAGGACGUCUUCUUUUAUGACCGGUCUGUGGGGCACACGGAAGACGCCUGGCGGUCUAACUUCCUCCAUCCUGUCAUCUACUACUACAGGCACCUCCCCACUGAGCAGGAGGUGAGGUUCCGCCCCGCAGACUGGCCCCUGCCUCGGCCCACAGCCAUCCACCACAUCGUGGAAGAUUUCUUGACGGACUGGACCGCCCCAGUGGGGCACAUUCUACCUCUGAGGCGCUUCCUGGAGAACUGUUUAGACACCGAUUUGCGAAGCUUCUAUGCAGAGUCCUGUUUCCUGUUCGCCCUAACACGCCAGAAGCAGCCGCCCUUUUGCCAGCAGGGGUACCUGAGAAUGCAGGGGCUUGUGGGCACCGAGAAUCUUCGACAGCAUGGAGUGGAGAGCGGGCUUCUGCGGGACUAUGCUGCCGUGGGCAAGCGCCAGGAGGACAGCAGCCGGCGGCCUGGAGACCAUGAACCAGCAGGUCACCCCCUGGCUCCAGAGCCUCCAGUCCAGCCCCCCGACAGCAACAAGGAGGAGCUCUGAUGGCCAGGCUUCUCCCACCCAGGACCACAGUCAGCCCUCCUCUUUCCCCACAGCCCCGUGCUCCCACCGAUGUGUGAUUGCCAAAGACCACUCCGAUCAUCGCAACGACCACACCAAAGCCACAGGGAGGGCACGUAAGGGCUGAAGGGUGGCCAUGCAGUGAUCUCCUCCCAUCCUGUUUGGUCUCUGGGUGCCGGGGAGGUGGGUCCAGAGAAGGGCAUCCUCUGCCAGGUGGGAGCUGCCUUCCACAGCCAGGCUUGUCUGCAGUGACCUGUCACUGAGCCCCAGGCUGGCCUCACUUGUCUCCCCAUCAAGUGCCCAGUGGUUCCUUUUCCUUCUGGUCUGCUCUUCAGGUGGGCCUUGAUCCCACCCACCAGUAGAGUGUUUCACAGGUGAAAUCCAUCCUCAUCUUCAUAAGGGUUUGGGCAGGCACUUUAGAACAAAAGGUCUAGUACCCUCAACCAUAGAGGGCUGGUGGGGCUGUUGCUCCCGGAUGAAGACACCAGCUCAGAGAGGUUGGGUGACUCCCACGGUCCCAGCUGGGAGUCCCUGUCUGGGUAGCCCUAAAGCCUAUUAGACCUCACCACACUGCCUCUCCCUGCCCCCCAUCUCUGUUUUCAGAACCUAGGGGCCCAGCCUGGCUUAUCGUCAUAGGCCCAGUGGGCUGUCAUCGGGCAGAGAUAGGACAGCUCCCCACAAAGCCAUCUUAUCUAAGCAGUUUUCUCCCUGAGCAGCAGAACUCAGAGCCGCUCUCCCCAAAACUGCACACCCUGACUUAUCUUCAGCCUCUGUGUUUUCCUCUUCCAUCCUCUCCCCUGCCCUCUGGCAUCAUGAACAACGCCUUGCCUCUGGCCUGCCCCAUCAAGUUUUGUAAACUCACCGUGCUGUCUUUCAGUGGGGAUUCUUUCACAGGUGAUUCACCCCGUUGCUUGCACAGAGCCCGGCUCGGCUCAGCGUGUGCAAGGAGACAUUUGUAUGAUAACGAUGAUGCAUUUAGUUUCCGGUUCCCUUAGCUGUUCUGGCUCUUCUUUGUUGUCCAUCCUUACCAGGAAUCUGCUCCCUUCCUACUCUCCCAUCAGGCAUUGUGGUCCCAUUUAUGAGUAAGCCAUGGGAAAGCAUUUGUACAUAAAAUAAUCAUGGUGAUUUUUCAAAGCCCAGGACCGUAGGUGAUUGCUUUCUCACUGGCUCUU